Messenger RNA from Numida meleagris (helmeted guineafowl), 2152 nucleotides. It is a transcript of the gene EIF5, whose product is annotated as eukaryotic translation initiation factor 5. The record is from RefSeq and is a predicted model, not a curated record. NCBI's taxonomy places the organism in Eukaryota, Metazoa, Chordata, Aves, Galliformes, Numididae. Gene Ontology annotation, cellular component: cytosol. Gene Ontology annotation, molecular function: translation initiation factor activity; eukaryotic initiation factor eIF2 binding; GDP-dissociation inhibitor activity. Gene Ontology annotation, biological process: translational initiation; formation of cytoplasmic translation initiation complex; formation of translation preinitiation complex. The coding region runs from base 557 to 1849 and encodes 430 amino acids. The transcript has 12 exons.
UCUCCACCAAUAAGAAUGGGGGACGGAGGGCCCUGAGCCAAUAGCUUCGUCCCAGGGCGAGCGGCGAGCCAAUGGAAGGGCUGGGGAGGAGGGGCGCGCCGCUGGCUGAUUGAUCCCAGCUUUGGCGUUGUUCAGUCAGAGCGAGAACAUUCUAGAGGUUGUCCGGCACUGCUGUCCCUGCUGAUAACGCCCGUCACAGGACGCCCGGACCCGGAGGCUGCGGCGUCCGCCUCCGCCUCCUCCCCCGCCGGAUAUAAGCGCCGCACGGCCUUGUUCUCCUCGCACACUCGGCUUCAUCGCAGCCCAGGGCGAGCAGCGUUGGGUUUAUGUCUUUAUUGGACGAAAACGAGCUGUUGCGCAGCCACUGGUACCUGUAUUGGGGAAACAUAGCGUACAAGCAAGAACCUUACAGCCUCAGUGGCGAAAAUUUUUUCAUGUCAGAGACCGAGAACUCUUGCAGUCGUUUAUGUCAUCCCGUCUUCUCCAGACAGAAGAUACCAAAAAACUGCAAUCAAAGAUCUCUUCAUCUUAUUGAUAAAGCUACUAAUAAGGCAAAAUGUCUGUCAACGUCAACCGCAGUGUUUCAGAUCAGUUCUAUCGCUACAAAAUGCCCCGUCUGAUUGCCAAGGUUGAGGGCAAAGGAAAUGGAAUAAAGACGGUUAUAGUCAACAUGGUUGACGUUGCAAAGGCGCUUAAUCGGCCUCCAACGUAUCCUACCAAAUUUUUUGGUUGUGAGCUGGGAGCACAGACCCAGUUUGAUGUUAAGAAUGACCGUUACAUUGUCAAUGGAUCUCAUGAGGCGAAUAAGCUGCAAGACAUGUUGGAUGGAUUCAUUAAAAAAUUUGUUCUCUGUCCUGAGUGUGAGAAUCCUGAAACUGAUCUGCAUGUCAAUCCUAAGAAACAAACUAUAGGUAACUCUUGCAAAGCCUGUGGCUAUCGAGGCAUGCUUGACACAAACCAUAAACUCUGCACGUUCAUUCUCAAAAACCCACCUGAAAGUGGUGACACUGGUACAGGGAAGAAGGAAAAGGAGAAGAAAAAUAGAAAAGGCAAGGACAAAGAAAAUGGUUCUGUGUCCAGCAAUGAGACACCUCCACCUCCUCCACCAGAGGAGAUUACUCCUCCACAGGUUGUGGAGGAGGAGGAUGAUGAUGACUGGGGUGAAGACACAACAGAAGAAGCCCAGAGGCGUAGAAUGGAUGAAAUCAGUGACCAUGCAAAGAACCUCACACUUAGUGAAGACUUGGAACGAACAGUGGAAGAGAGAGUCAACAUAUUAUUUGAUUUUGUGAAGAAAAAGAAGGAAGAAGGUGUCAUUGAUUCUUCUGACAAGGACAUUGUAGCAGAAGCAGAGAGACUGGAUGUCAAGGCUAUGGGCCCUCUGGUUCUGACUGAAGUCCUUUUUGACGAAAAGAUUCGCGAGCAGAUUAGGAAAUACAGGCGUCACUUCCUUCGUUUCUGCCACAAUAACAAGAAAGCUCAGAGGUACCUUCUCCAUGGCUUCGAGUGUGUGGUGGCCAUGCAUCAGUCUCAGCUUAUUUCUAAAAUACCACAUAUUUUGAAGGAGAUGUAUGAUGCAGAUCUUCUAGAAGAAGAAGUCAUCCUUGGCUGGGCAGAAAAGGCCUCAAAGAAAUACGUUUCAAAGGAGCUUGCCAAAGAAAUCCGUGUCAAAGCAGAACCGUUUAUUAAAUGGCUAAAGGAAGCUGAAGAAGAAUCUUCUGGAAAUGAAGAAGAGGAUGAAGAUGAAAACAUAGAGGUGGUAUACUCUACAACUGCCAGUGUACCUAAAGUUGAAACUGUGAAGCCUGCAAACAAUAAAGAUGAUGAUAUUGAUAUUGAUGCCAUUUAAAGUGAUGCAACGUAGCUUCCAGCAUAGUCGAACUUCUCUGCGUUUUCUGCCAGAAGCGUGACUUGUAUGUGCACAAACUGAAAUGGCUUAACAUCCUACUACUCUUUGUACUCUAAAAUGUAUCUUUUUACUGUGACUGGUCUUGUGUAACUAAGCCUAAUACCAAGGAGUCAGCACAUCAAUGAACUGAUCUAGUUUGCGAAUGGCAUGUUCUGUUUUGUUUUUCUAACUUGUGUUGGACACGUAUUUGGAGCACAUUUAUACAGUUAUGGAAAUAAAGGAUUUGGUUUUGGUCAAUCUUCA